CAUACACCCACCAGAGACUCAUUCUCAUCACUUUCAUAACUUCUUCCCUAGAGUCAGAGGCUGAGAUAAAGAGGUCCCAAAUCAAUCUCUCUUCUUUUAAUUUCGCCUUUCAUAUAUAUGUUAUAUUAAGUCUCUCCUCUCAUCUCUAUAUAUAUAUUGUUCUUGAUUUUGCCUUUUAAUAAUAAUAACAUAUUUGAAUCUUGUAGGAAAACAAUGGCAAAGAAAGUGGGAAUUUACGGUGGUAUUGGAGAAGAAUUUGAUGAUGGUGUUUACGACAGUGUGAGGAAAGUGUGUGUUGGAGUAGAUGGUGACCGUGUAAGCUCUGUUGAAUUCGAGUAUGGUAAGGGAGACCAAACGAUAACUCUUUCUCACGGCAAAAAAUCAUCACAAGAACGUAAAGAGUUUGUUCUUGACCAUGAUGAAUAUAUAAAAUCGGUGGAGGGAACUUUCCAUCAAGAUUAUUUCAUCUCGUCGUUAACGUUCAUAACAUCAGUGGAGAGAGACCGUGAGGUAUUUGGGAAAGAGGUUGGUACCAAAUUUGUCCUCAAAGCAAAAGGGUUUGAUAAGCUUGUCGGCUUCCGAGGAAGGUCUUCCCUUGACCGUCUCAAUGCUCUCGGAGCACAUUUUGCGGUGGUGCUAACUCCUCCGGUCAAAAAGCUAGAAGCAAAAGGUGGGAACUUUGGGGACGUGUGGGAUGACGGUGUCCAUGACAAUGUUCGUAAGAUAACAAUCAGACGCAGCGAAGAAUCUGUGGGAAUGGUCAAGUUUAAGUACGUCAAUGGAACGGAGAUUGUAUUGGGAGACGCUCGUGGGCAUACUUCACAGCUUCCGUUGGUAAAAGAAAAGUUCGUGCUUUCUGAAGAUGAAUACAUCACAUCUGUUCAUGGACACUAUGGUCAAAAGUUUCCAGUUGGACAAUCCGUUAAUUUGCAUGGUCGCUUUUGCGACGGUAUAACGAUGCUUAAGUUCAAGACAAACAAAGAUACAUAUCAAGUGUUAGGAGCCGAAACAGAAGGUUAUGAGUAUGUGGGCACAUCGUUCGUGUUGGGGGAGACUGGUCACAAGAUUGUUGGGUUCCAUGGCAAGUCAUCUAGAUUUUCUCUUGCACAAAUUGGUGUUUAUGUUUCGCCAAUUAAUAACGCUUAAGCUUUAUUAUCUUUUCUUAGUAGAAUAAUUAAGAGAAAAGCUAUCUAUGCUUGUAGUUCUCACUCUCCUAUUACUAUUAUCUCAUAAGUUGAUCUUAUGUUGUCUUCGUAGUUGUUGUUUACACUCUCUUUAACUAUAAAUGCCUUAAUAAAGUGGUAUCUCUUCAAUUUAUUCGAUUGUGAG
Molecule: messenger RNA, 1329 nt
Organism: Arabidopsis lyrata subsp. lyrata
Lineage: Eukaryota; Viridiplantae; Streptophyta; Magnoliopsida; Brassicales; Brassicaceae
Product: jacalin-related lectin 45
Exons: 3
Coding region: 214-1146 (310 amino acids)
Molecular function (GO): carbohydrate binding
Source: RefSeq, a predicted model, not a curated record